Acanthoscelides obtectus is the source of this 360-nucleotide messenger RNA. NCBI's taxonomy places the organism in Eukaryota, Metazoa, Arthropoda, Insecta, Coleoptera, Chrysomelidae. The record is from the annotation of a GenBank genome assembly.
GUCACGAAUCAGGUGUUAAAUUUCAGCGACAUAAUAGCGGAGUUACCAAAAUGAACGCUUAGGAGGAUUAAUAAAGAAUCCGAGUUAAAGAAAAACUCAAUAAUAAUUUUAAACAUAUUCACUAAUCACAGUUUGCAAGAUUUCUGAGCAUUAUGACAACUUUCAAGCAGGGACCGAUGUCAGAUUUUCACUUCUCAACUCGUAUCAAGACCUUAGAGAUGUUCCCCAAGGCGCAUCGCCACCUGCUAGAGGGUUAUAUGGUAUCCUCCUUGAACUUCAGGGAGGGAAGAACGUUGCCGGUGUGAUCCCGUCGUGGUAUAAAUAAAUUUGCUCCCUCUUGAGCGAAAACAGCAGGACAAG